AUGGCGCAUUCUAGGGAUCUUCCUCGUCUGCUCCUGCUGCUGCUCGUUGCCGUCGCUCUCCAGGGGUCCUCCGUCAGCGCCUCCGUCAUCAACGCCGCGCGAGUGAAGCAGAUCUCAUGGAAGCCUAGGUUCCCCAUGCCCGCCCUAUAUCUUAGAUCAAGAUCUCUGCUCCGUGUUUAUGUGCUGCUGCUACGUUAAUUUACUAAUUUUCGGUGUCUUAGCUUUUGGCUCUGGCGUUUGCUGCCCGAUUAGUGUUUGAGAUCUGACGGUCAAUGAUUGUGUGCUAGAGCGUUCGUCUAUGAAGGCUUCCUCACUGAUGAAGAGUGCGACCAUUUAGUGUCCUUGGUUAGUUCAUCUAUUCCCCCUGUCUGCAAAUCUUCCUCGCUUUUUCUGUUAGAUCGGCUGGGUUUUGGACUUUACGGUUGUUGUCAUUUCACCGUAAUCUUUUCCCGAAAGAGAAUUCGACGACUCGUAGAUAAUUUUUACCCUUCGCCUUUAUCUUCCUUGUCCAGGCAAGAUCCGAGCUCAGAAGGUCUUACGUAGCUGAUAGCACAUCAGGGGAAAGCAAGCUUAGUGAAGUUCGGACCAGCUCCGGGAUGUUUAUCCGCAAGGGCAAGGUUUGACUCCCACAUUGUGCUCUCUUUCUGAGUAUUGCCCGUAAAAUUUGUUCAAGCUUUCUAUAAUCUACAGGCAGGGAAUUAUGGAACUUUUUCUGUUUUUACAUAGGUUUUAGCCGGCCUCGAGAUUUCAGCAUAUAGAUUUCGGGUUGCAGUGCAUUCCUCCUUAAAUAUGAUUAGUCUUCGAAUUUUUUAUGUCUCAGUGGGUGGUGAGCGUGAAAUUAUCAACCUCAUUAUUUCAAUGAGGUUGACGAGUAUUUCAAGAAUGACCUCUCCAAAUGUUGGUUGUUAUUUGGCAUCAUGAACCUCAUUAUUGUUAUACUUAUUAUUGUCUUCAUAUGAUUGUGAAUUUCUCUACCGUGGUUUUCCAGAAGUCAACCCCAAAUAAGAAGGUUUUGCUUUCAGUUUUGAUGUUUACGACCUCGCAAUUAUCUUUACAUGAAGUUAUCUCAGAAUAAGCCAUUGUCAGUAUAAUCUAAUUUAAGAAAUUUAAAGCAGCCCUACAUUACAAGUUUUGAGGAUCCGAUAGGUAGUUUAUUCAUUCGAGUAUUUCGAUGAAUUCGAUUUGGAUUCUUUUGGAAUCAUACCUUGGCCUGCCAUUGGCCAUUCUAGAUCCAGUAACCUGCUGAGUUUAGAAUUCUACACGCGAGUCGGCAUCUGGGUAGCUCAAGCAGAUUGCGUCCACGUUUUUCCUCAUAUGUUAGUGAACAGGAAUUCAUAUACUCUUGACCCGUUUAGUCAAGCUAUUGUUACUAUUGUACUGGAUAUGUCACUUUCAGUAGGCAGUUAAGUGGAGCGUUUCUACUGAAUUUUAGCUUGAGUUACCACUCUUUUUAGGUACUUUUAACGGAUGCAUGCGGUACAUUGAAUACCAUUAGAAGAAGAUUUAUUUUGUUCCCCCUGUAGAUCUCUCGUCAGGUUAUUUUCACCAUGCGUAAAAUUAACAGACAUUCUUGCUACAGCUUUAGAUAUACGAAUGAUAUGCAGGAUACACUGCUCUAUUUUUGCAAAUUGUGCUCUUAUCUUUGGAUCGAUUUUUGUGGAAGCUCUCAAUUCAUAACCAUCAUAUUAGCCUGUUGCUCCGUUGUGCAUGGGCCUGAUCUAUGGAUUCUUUGAGGUCACCAAAAUGUCACGAGGGACCUUGUGCUCGGAAAUUCGCCUCUGUUUUUUAUAAAAUGAGCGACUCUGCUUUAGUGCAAGGGUCUAGGUUGCAUUUGGUUGUUAUCAUCCAUAACUUUUGGUUGAGCUAAAAGUGACUGUUGGAGCUUAAUGCAAAAAUGUGUUGACUGUCUCAUACACCUGUGUUAAAGAUGGAAAGGCUAAUGGCGUCCUUUUAAAAAUGGAUUUUGCUCCAUUCUUUCUUGAUGGAUCAUUAGUGGUAUACUUCCUGCCUUCAAGUCUUCGAAAGGAAGAACCUGUGCUAUUUUUAAAAUUGGGAUUCGUUAAACGAUUACCUCCUAUUUUACUUCUUUAGUAACUUGCAACUCGUUAAUAUUCUCUUUUUGGUGGGGUCUUGAUACUCAAUGCGGAAGGAAGAAAGAGGGGAAAGAGAAAAUGGGGGUGGCAGUUGAUGAUAGUGUCAGCAGUACAUUUUGUUUUCAUGUACUCUAUUCUGUCUUAUUUUUAUUUUCCUCCUCUCCCUCUCUUCUCUCUUUUCCUUCCACUGGCUGCAGCCUGCAACUGCUAUCUUCCCCUGGUUUGUUCUCACUUUCUCUUUCCCUCAUUCUUUUCCACACUGUUGCAAUCUACUGGUUGCAACGGUGGUUUAAAAAGUGGAAGAGGAGAUCAUUUCACUCAAGGAAGAAUUACGGGUACCAGCUGUUCAUUUCUGAAACUGCGAUAAUUCAUUACUUUUUCUCACGGAUUUGUCUAAAUUUAGGAGAUUCAUUGGAGUGAAUUGUUUCUUGACCUUUGAGAAAGAAAAAUAGGAUCAACCCUUGGGAAAGUACUACCAUAGGAUGUCGGCGAUAAGCUAUUAAAUACAAAGGUUUCCACAAUUCUCGAAAAGCCAGAACAUCUUGCAUGGUGUCAACUCUGAUACAAUAGAACAUUGGACUUUGUGUAGACAGUUGUGACCUUUUAGGAGAUGUUCGAGUUCCAUCGAUCAUCCUCUGUUAAUAUAUAUGCUUCCCUUCAUAACAUGGUUCUAUCGUCUGACUGUUUGCAGGAUUCAAUUGUCAAGGGUAUCGAAGAGAAGAUUGCUGCGUGGACAUUUCUUCCAAUAGGUAGAUUUCUCACUUAAUCUUCCAUCUUAUAUCAGCUUAUUGCAUGUUGUAGAUCGUGCUGUCAAAUAUUUUUCAAAAAAUAAAAUAAAAUGCUGUGCUGUUGUUAGCUUUAGUUUUGGUUGGAGUUAUGUCUUCUAAAAAAGGAAUUCAGGGUCCUAUUUAUUUAUCUUCGAUAAUAGGGUAUCCUUGCAGCAAUGUUGUUACUAAAUUUGUUAGUUGGACAUAGAUGUUCUUUUUAUUUCCUUACAAGUUAAAAGAUUAAUAUUUUCCUUCAUUACUUUUGUCAUACCAAUAUGUGGUCGAAGGUCUAACUUUAUGCUGAAUAAGGUGUCUUUUAUUAGUCUGCUAUGCUUCAUCAUCAGUAGCAUGGGGUUAUUCAAACAGAUCAUACGCACACAAUGCUCUGUGAUGAUGGGAAGAUUACCCUGCCAUCAUUACUGUAAUGCUCAUAAUAAUACUGAUAAAAAAUUGAACGCCAUGCUCUAUCUGCAUACAUUCGUGCGCCACGAUGCUAAGCUCAGAAUCUACUACACCCAGACCUGAUAAAUUUCUAUUCUGUUUUCUGCUCGAAAUGGGAACAAAAAUAAACCUCAGGAACUCCCAAAUGAUGAAUCUGUCAGUGUUCAUUCUUGCUUGAUCAGUGAGUAAAACCUACGGCUUCUAAACUUUUGGGAGGAACUCCUGAAUGCUGCUGCUCCUAAAUGAUCGAUCAAAUGGUUUUUGUUCGUUCUCGCUCGGUCAAUUCAACCUACAAUUUCUUGAAUGAAAUAUUGUCGGGCGGGACGGACACCUGAAUGCGGCUGCUUUGGUUCCUCAGAAAAUGGCGAGGACAUCCAAGUGCUCAGAUACGAGCAUGGGCAGAAGUAUGAUCCCCACCAUGACUACUUCACCGACGAGGUCAACAUUGCCCGUGGCGGCCAUCGCAUCGCUACCAUCCUCAUGUACCUCUCCGACGUGGAGAAGGGCGGCGAGACCGUCUUCCCCUCCGCCGAGGUAGAACCAGAUGCCCAUCCUUCCAUCACCUUCCCUUCAUUCAACCCAACUCCAUAUACAUAUUUAUGCACAUUUCUUUAAAUCUUCCUCCCUCAUAACCCUCAGAACUACGGAUUUUAGAAACUCUGUUUCAUCAUCCACAGGAGGCCCCUCGUCACAGAGCUGAUGGAGAGGACGACGAUCUAUCGGACUGCGCACGCAAAGGGAUAGCAGGUAAGUGCUUCCCUCUGAUCUUUAUGAUCACAUCUUUAUGAUUUUAUAGAUAUGAAGAUCAUAUCUUUGUGAUGUCUACUGCAGUGAAGCCGAGGAAGGGAGACGCCCUCCUGUUCUUCAGCCUCCACACGGACGCGAACCCCGACCCAGUGAGCCUCCACGGGGGGUGCCCGGUGAUCAAGGGGGAAAAGUGGUCGGCCACCAAGUGGAUCCACGUGGGCUCCUUCGACAAGGCUCCGGCGGCGGCGGGCGGCCGCUGUGCCGACGAUAACGUCAGCUGCGAGCGGUGGGCCGCCCUCGGCGAGUGCGCCAAGAACCUUGAGUACAUGGUCGGGACGCCGGAGCUGCCGGGCUACUGCCGGCGUAGCUGCAAUGUAUGCUAA
This is a messenger RNA of Spirodela intermedia, 4431 nucleotides long. The record is from the annotation of a GenBank genome assembly. NCBI's taxonomy places the organism in Eukaryota, Viridiplantae, Streptophyta, Magnoliopsida, Alismatales, Araceae.